CGUGUGCCCGCACUCACGCGUGGUGAAUGAGUCUCGCGUGCUUUCCCGCCAAAACUUGGCAAUGGAAUUUCCCAGCCCCAGCAAGGCGGAUGUAAGGCCUUAGCAGAGGGCUGGGAGGGCGCGGAAGCGAGCGACUGCUUCCGCUCAGGCAGCGUGCCUGCUCCCGACCAACCCGCUCAGACAGCGGUUUCCUCAGGCGUCUACACCGAAGGCAGAGGGGAGGGGGGGCGCUUUGCCUUUCCGUGGCCGCCCCGCCCACCUAUGCGCCUCUGUGAGGAGUGGAGCAGAAAGAAGCCAGAGGAAUAUUUGCGUACUGAUGGUUCUGUUUCGUACCACUGUUGUUUUUAUAAUAGGUUUUGCUUUGUGGCUUCUCCAGGCUUGGUGGCGCUGGGGCGCUGUCCUCACACAGGGCCCAAGGAGACCCUUUAUAAGCACACAAAGCCAGCCACGCUCGUGGGCCGCUGAUGCAGGGCCUCUGUCAUAAAGCCUCACACACACAUACUCGCCUGUCCGGUGACUGGCAUAAUAGCUAAGGACAUGCCUGGAGUGUGACUGUUGCCCAGGUCCUCAGCCAGGUUCUGUAAUGCAUGAUGUCUGUAAAGAACUGGAACACUACAAAGAUGUCACCUUCGCCCAGACUUAUUCCUCAGUGGAAGGACUUGAAACUCCUCAUAAAUAAUACCCUGAAGGAUAUAAAGGCUGAGGAAAAACCAAAGAAUGAUGUGAUUGUAUUGAGUGACUGGCCUGAGACUCUAUACCAGGAGCCUCACCAUCCCCAGAGCCAGCCUUUCAUCUGCUUCUACGCCAUCGAUGUCAACUAUUUUGUGUCCUUAAGCUGGGUGGAACCACAUUCAAAACAAACACAGGCAGUACUUUGGGUACAGAAGAAAGAUACAGAAAUGGGAGGAAUGAUAGAGAAGAUGAAGUUUCCUGUGAUGGAUCAAGUGCCACCCAUUGAAGCAAUGGUCCACAUAGGUUCCUACCACAUGUUAAUUGCUUACUGUGGUGACAUGCACCUGCGAUUCUUCGGAGAUCACCAUCAAGCAUUCAUAUCUCUCGGCACAGUGCCCUGUCGUUUCUUCAUCAGCUGCCUCUGCUAUGACUCAGAAGCUGAGAUACUGCUCUCUGGUUCUUGGGAGGAAGACCACAGAAGCAAAGCACCAUUUUCAUCAAAUCAUAUCACGUAUAAUACUACGAACAAAUUUUCACUGAUGAAGUUAACUUGA
Molecule: messenger RNA, 1226 nt
Organism: Ailuropoda melanoleuca (giant panda)
Lineage: Eukaryota; Metazoa; Chordata; Mammalia; Carnivora; Ursidae
Product: WD repeat-containing protein 87-like
Exons: 5
Coding region: 588-1226 (212 amino acids)
Source: RefSeq, a predicted model, not a curated record